Molecule: messenger RNA, 627 nt
Organism: Ostertagia ostertagi
Lineage: Eukaryota; Metazoa; Nematoda; Chromadorea; Rhabditida; Trichostrongylidae
Source: the annotation of a GenBank genome assembly
UGCAUAGGAGACAACGCGCCAUUCAUCGCUUGGUUGAACAGCUAUCCACUGGAAAGGAGGGGUGAGGUAAUCGUUGCCGUUGUGGAGGCAUUCCAUUACGAUGUUGCUGAUGUGGGAGAAACUGUCAACGAGGAGGGAACGAAUGAAACCCGGGUGGUUAUUCGGGAUAAACUUAAUCGAGAAGUGCUGCCCAGGCUCACCAAGUGUAUCAAUGGAAAGUCGGCAGAGCUGAGCGUUCACCGUAAGGCUCGCACGGCUGCCACCAAGCACUACAGCGAGGAUGAUGAUAUCAAAAGAGCACCAGUUGCUCUUGCUACCGUGAAACUCCUGCAGAAAGUCCCUGACAGCAUUCGUUCGCAAUAUCUACACGGGGUUAUUUUAAAGCUGUGCUCGUUGAUGAUUUCACGCUCAAUGAAUGUUCGGGAAACAGCUCGAAAAGUCGGAGUACAAGUCUGCGAAUGUCUCGGACCGCGCUAUCUUCCUAUAAUCAUCAAGGAGAUGAAGCUUAUAAUGAAAAAAGGAUUCCAGGUCCAUGUAAUGAUCUACACGGUGCACACUUUUAUAGCAGCAAUGCGAGACGUCUUAAAAACGGGAGAUUUGGAUGCCUGUCUGGAUGAUGUGAUAGAU